Molecule: messenger RNA, 619 nt
Organism: Leptomonas pyrrhocoris
Lineage: Eukaryota; Euglenozoa; Kinetoplastea; Trypanosomatida; Trypanosomatidae
Exons: 1
Coding region: 32-619 (195 amino acids)
Source: RefSeq, a predicted model, not a curated record
GAACAGUCAGAUCCUGUAGUUUGUUGUUGUCAUGAGCCAGCAGCCUGCGAAACGCCGACGUCUCGACAGCGACGAUGACGACGACGAGUUCGCGCAGCCCCGCCGCACUUCGCCGCUGCUGCAGUACGCCGUCACGGCCGCCCUGCCCACGGAUGAGGUGCCCCUGACUGGGUAUGCGGAUCUCGACACCGCCGAAAGCGACGGAACGGCUGAACGACGGGUGCACAACGGCGUUCCGCACGGUGCCUCUUCGGAAGGCAGUCACCUAGCUGCCGCUGUGGAAGAUGGUGGUGAAGGGGCUGACACACGAACGAUGGGCACGGCAGGUGCGGCGGUUUCUCCGGGUAUGCCUGUCGUUUUCGACGAGGACGAUGACAUUCCUGCGGAGUACAGGGGCCUGCUUUCGACGGAGCUCAUGAAUGUUUUUCUCGUGCCUUUCGAGUACAUCUGCAAGCAAAAGAUGACCACGGACAAGCUGCUGGCGCAGUACCUGCCCCCACGGUCAGCGGAUGGCGGUCAUCAUGGCACGUCAGAUGACAAGACCUAUCACAACGCGUACGGAAUUGCACCGGGGUUUCGCUGGGAUGGCGUGGUUCGUGGACGCGGUCCGGUGGAGUGA